AGCUCUAAGAAUAACCCAGGCAGGCAGAGCAGAAUAGCCUGGGUUAAGGUUACCUUGAAGCCCCUGUCCCGUCCUAUGCUUCCUGAUCUAAACCAAUCAUGGUCAGGGGAAACUUUUAGGCUGGAUCCCGAACUCUCCACUGGCCGGCCCUGGAACCUUUUCCCUCGACUUUUUGCUCUCUUCCUGGACAUUAACUGAACCUCUUCAGAGACCCUGAGACUAUGACACUUUGAUAUAUUUUAAAUUGUGAUUCUUUAGGGGGGAUUAAACAUCAAGUCCUGACACCAGGUGUAAUAUAUUUAGGGUCUCUUUGCAUGGUCCCAUCCUCUCCUUGACGAUCAGGACUCAAACAGGAUUAGCCCUGAGGAGCUGCAUGUAUUUUCUUCAACACAACUCUUGUUGCUGAAAUUACAUUUUCAAACUGCCAUGACUGAGGGAGUCGAAGCGCAAUCCUUCACCGCAACCAUGGUCAUUGAGAGCAAAAAUGGAGAGGCAGGACACCCCCAAGCCAGGGUGACCAAGAGGACCGCGACUGAUGACCUGUACACCACCUUCAGUUCCCCUAUGGCCUGGAUCCUGGUCGUAGCCCUGGUCGUCACCUGGUCUUGUGUGGCCAUCAUCAUGUUUGACCUGAUGGACUACAAGGGCCUCACAGAUCAUACAUUAUACUGUGACGACCCCUGUUUGCCACCUGGGGUCUCCCCACCUCCCGCUGUCAGGAAAGUAAUUAAGGAUGCAGGAAGGUCUCGAGGAAGCAUUCAGCAUAUCAGCUCGGACCCCAUGAAAGUGGUGAACGUGGCGGUGGAGGAGUCCACUGACUGGGGCAAACUGCUUCUGGCCUUUGUCUCCAGCCUGGUAGCACCCGAGGAGGAGGAAAUUGAAGGUGAGCUACAUCCGGUUAAGAAAAAAGCUGCAUUCCUACCGUCCAGAAAACAAGUUGCAGGGAUGUUUGCAGAGGAAAAGGAACCAGUUGUGGAAGUAGAGGAGGAGGAGGACGAGGAAGAGGAAGAAGAAGAUGAUGUAGAUGAAGUGGAAGAUGAGGAAGAGGAUGGAGAGGAUGAGGAUACGGAAGAAGAGGAUGAAGAUGAGGAAGAAGAUGAUGAGGAUGAGGAAGGGGAAGAGGAGGAAGAAGGGGAGGAAGAGGAUGAGGAAGAGGAAGCAGCAGCUGAGGCCGAGGUAGAUGAUGAUGAUGAUGACGAUGACGAUGAUGAUGAUGAUGAAGCAGAUGAAGAGGACUCUGCUGCAGCGACUGAAGAAGAUGAUGAUGAGGACGAAGAGGUGGCUUCAGAGGCUGAUGAUGAGGAGGAUGAUGAUGAGGAGGAGGAAGAGGCUACUCCACAGGCUGAUGAGGAGGAGGAGGAGGAGGAAGAGGCUGUUCCACAGGCUGAUGAUGAGGAGGAUGAUGAUGAGGAGGAAGAGGCUACUCCACAGGCUGAUGAUGAUGAGGAGGAGGAGGAGGAAGAGGCUGCUGCAGCUGAUGAGGUGGCAGAGGAAAAUGAAGGUGAAGAUGAAGCUGCUGCAGAGGUCAUUGCUGAGAUUGAUGAGGAUGAGGGCCCCAUUCUGAUUGAUGUUGAUGACACAGAGACAGAAACCUCUGCUGGAGAUGAUGGAGAGGAGGAUGACACCAUAGCUGAAGAUGAAACUGAAGCAAUUACAGAUGAGGAUGUCAGUGAUGCUGCUGCUGCUUCCACUGAUGAUGAUGAUGAUGGUGAUAAGGAAGCGGAUGAAAAUGCUGUAGCUGGUCCUGCUGCUGCCAGUGAUGAAGCCACAGAUCAUGGUCCUGUUUCGACUGCUGCUGCUGCUGCUGAUGAUGAUGUUGAUGAAGAAGAUCAUAGCAUAGAUGUUGACCAAACACAUGACGAUACUAAACCCAUUGACCUAGAAGAUGACGAUGAUGAUGAUGAUGUUAUCAAAGUUGAUCUUGCUGAUAGUGAGGAUAUUGAUAUCUCAGACACAUUAGCUGAGGAUACAACUGAUGACUCUACAGAUUUAGAGGACACUGAUGAUGACGAUGAUGGCAAAGUCAGUGAGGACAAUGGUGCCGUCGUUGAUGACGAUGACGAUGACAAAACAGUCGAGGAUUCAGGAGAGACUGCUAGAGAUGUCGCAGACAUUUCUGAUGACACAGAAGAUGAUGAUGAUGAUGAUGAUGAUGAGGUGAAGGAUUCAGCUGAAGAGAUCGGCAAAGAAGAUGACGAUGAGGAUAAUAAAAUCACAACAGAAGCCUUUCAUAGUUCAGCACCUGAAGAAGAUGAUCUAUCCAAGGAUGAUGACGAUGAUGAUGAUGAUGACAUUGAUGACCUUCUUUUGACAGAGAUCAUCCUUUCAGAAGCACCGGAGGAGGAGGAGACUGAGGAACCAUCUGCUGAACCAGAGCUGACAAUAGAGGAAGCUCUGGAAGAGAAGGUAGUGGAGGAAGGGACAGCAGAGCCCAAACCCGAGGAGGUAGAACCUGCAGCCGAAGAACUGAAGGUCAAGCAAGCUGCUCCUCCUGCAGAACAAGUAGUGUGCCCUUGUAUGCAUUCGUCCAAGCCCAAAGAGGCCAAAAGUGAGCCAACGGAGGGGAAAGAGCCCCCUAAAAAGGAACCAGUAGUGAGAGCUAAGAGAGAGCGUGACAUGUGCAGGCCAGUUGAGAAGCCAAAAAGGAGAGAGGCUGCAAGGAAAUUGGAAUUAGAAGCGGCGAUCAGGAAGAGAGAACUAAGACUUAAAAAGGAAGCGAAGGCCACAAAGGAAGAGUCUCAACAUGUAGAUGCUGGGGUGCCUGCACCUGCACCUGCGCCAGUUCCCGCCUGUCAACCCACACCAGUCUACUGGCCAUCAUCAUCUCCUGGCUGGUACUUGCAUCAUAUAUUCACAGACAAUCCAUUUCCACCUACACCCAUGACAGCUCAUCCAGCUCAGCCGUUUUAUCAAGCUCCUCCAGCUUAUCAAGUUUAUCAAGCUCCUCCAAUUUAUCAAGCUCCUCCAGUUCAACCAGCACCAGCUCAACCAGCUCAUCCAACAGCUCCAGUUCAACCAGCUCAACCAGCACCAGCUCAUCCAACAGCUACCGUUCAACCAGCUCAUCCAACAGCUCCAGUUCAACCAGUUCAACCAGCACCAGCUCAACCAGCUCAUCCAACAGCUCCAGUUCAACCAGCUCAACCAGCACCAGCUCAUCCAACAGCUACCGUUCACCCGGCUGAACCAGUACCUGGACCUGCACCAGCUCCAUCGACUCAAGAACCACAGGCUCCCAAAGAAAAGGCUGCCUCCACAAAGAAGGUUCCAAAGGAAAAGACCAAGGCAUCUGCCUCAAAGACGGAGUCUCCUAAAGGAAAUGUUAAGAAGCAAGAACUUGUGGUGUCCAAAGGGAAGGUCAAACCAGCUGUUGUAAAGAAAGAAGCUGUUGUCUCUGAAGAAAAGACAAAACCUUCCACAACAAAGAAAGUUUCAGAGGUUGUUGUUUCCAAAGAUAAAGCUAAAACAACAGCUGCCAAGAAAGAUCCUGUGGAAAAGGGCAAGGACAAAAUGACUCCUACAAAGAAAGAGCCUGCAAUCUCCAAAGAAAAAGUCAAGACAACCACACCCACUACCAAAAAAGUUGUUUUAGAACCCAAGCCCCCUAAAGAGAAAACCACUCCAAGAGUCCCCACUAUGAGGAAAGGUAACCACACAAAUGUAGUGGUGCCAAUGGUCAAAGCCACCGCAAGAGUUGUCACUAUAAGACCCAUAUCUACAAAAAAAGGUCCUGCGAUGAAGGAGAAGCUAACUAACGCACCUGAAGCAGCAAAAGAGAAACCGAAAGCGGCAGAGAAAAAAAAAGAAGACAAGGUGAAGGAUGAGAAGACAUCAGACGCCAAAGCUAAAGCCACACACUCUGUGAAGACUGCCCAGCCCACUAAACCUCUAAAUAAAGCUGAGAAGGCUGAGAAGACUGAGAAGGCUGAAAAGACUGAGAAGGCUGAGAAGACUGAGGAGACUGAGAAGACUGAGAAGACUGAGAAGGCUGAGAAGACUAAGAAGACUGAGAAGGCUGUGAAGACUGAGAAGGCUGAGAAGGCUGAGAAGACUAAGAAGAUUGAGAAGACUGAGAAGGCUGAGAAGACUAAGAAGACUGAGAAGGCUGAGAAGACUGAGAAGGCUGAGAAGACUGAGAAGAAAGCUGUGAAAGAGGCUCAAGAAAAAGAAGUAAAGACCCCUGGUAAAGCAAAGGAUUCUCAGACUGAGGAGAGUGCCACGGACAAGAAGAAGACGUCGGGUCAAACAGUCUUGCAGUGUGUUUUUAUUGGUGGAAAGAGUGCCAACUACCCUUUGCUACCUCCCACCCCUGGCGUGACCCCUGUGUCGAUGAGCCCAGCCAUGCAGUCCAUGAUGAUGCAGCAGGUGCAGCAGCAGAAAGCCCGAGCAGUGGGACAGUAGACUAGCUCCUCACCCCUAUGCUGCUCCCUCAUCUCAGUCUGCACUUCAACCUUAACCAGCAGGUGGCGCUACUUGUAUUUACUGCUGGUCCACUGGCUUCUCAUUGAAAACGGAGGACAAUCAGGAACUAAAGGGGAAGGAUGGAUGGACAGUACAGUAUUAUUUAUUUUUUCUAUGACCGGUAGAGCUCCCGUGAGUUUCUAAGUCCCUAAAUUCCUUUCCUUUAGCUACGGCUUUGCUGUUUUUUCAACACUCUUAGAAAAACAGUUACAAAAGGGAUCUUUGGCUGUCCCAAUAAGAGAACCCUUUUUAGUUCCAGGUAAAACUGUUUUUGGUUCCAAGUAGAACCAUUUUACAUUUACAUUAGAUUUUAGUCAUUUAGCAGAUACUCUUAUCCAGAGCAACUUACAGUAGUGAAUGCAUACAUUUCAUAUAUUUUUUUCCGUACUGGUCCCCCGUGGGAAUCGAACCCACAACCCUGGCAUUGCAAACACCAUGCUCUACCAACUGAGCCACACGACACCAUUUUGGGUUCCAUGUAGGACCCUCUGUGGACAGGGUUCUACAUGGAACCCAAUAGGGUUAUACUUGGAACCAAAAUGGUUCUACCUGGAACCAACAAGGGUUCUUCAAAGGAUUCUUCUAUGGGGACAGCCGAAUAACCCUUUUAGGUUCUAGAUUACACAUUUUUUUUCUAAGAGUGUAGCGCUCAGUGUUGAGUUCUUUGUGAUCUAUGUUUUUCUGUAGAUGUAUUUAUUAUGAAAGGAGGGUAAGUUAUGAAUACAUCACCUUCAGCAGCAAAUGGAAUUGAUCAUUUCUGUACAUUUAAACCAAAUGAAAUGUACACAUGCAUUUAAUUUGUAAUUUAGUCAAUGUACUGUAUAUAAUGUACAUCUUGAUAUUACAUCUUGUAGUUUACGUUUGUUGAAUGGUUACUUCACAUCAUUAUUUUUGUUACAUCACAACAUUCAUCAAGUUAAUGAUUGCAAUACUUGCCUGUACAUUGAUUUUUGGGCCAUCUGUGGCACUCGGAUAUAAAUGGAGUUAGGAGUUUUAUUUCAUGUUUUCAUUCUAUUUGGUUAAGGUAUCUCAAUGAAAAUGCUAUGCAAUAACAAAUGAACAAUGUUUGGCUUUGGCCGAACGUGUCCAUGUUUGUAGGUUUCUGUAGAUGUGUGUCAUACCCUGCUAAUAUUGCACUCUGUGCCUUACCUGUGUCAGGAAAUCCUAAACCAUAUUUUGAGACACUAUUGUAGAAGUUGCGCAUCAAAUCCAGAGUACAAAAGAUACCGCAAAUAAACAAUGAACCACUGGGCAAAAACUGGUUGAAUGAACGUUGUUUCCACGUAAUUUCAACCCCAAAAAAUCGAUGUGAAGAUUGUGGAAUCAACGUGGAAAACUGAUUAGAUUAAGUAAUCGACGUAAGGGCAUUUCAUAUUCUUUUCACCCAACUUUUAACCUAAGUCUAAUGACAUGGUGACAUUUGUCGUUGAUUUCAAGUUGAAUUCCCAUUAGUUGACAAUUCAACCAAAUGUGAAAAUCAAAACUAGAUGUUGAACUGACGUCUGUGCCCAGUGGGGAAGAUGUUCAGAAAAUAUAUAUUUUUUAAUUGUGUGGCUUUGUGCAUCGUAGUUUGGCCCUAAUAUAUAUUUUAGAUUCAGAAAUAAUAUCAUUAGUUAAUGAAAAAAAGUUAAAAUGUAGUCCCCCUUAUGAAGAUGACAAGGAGUUUUCACCUACAGUAAACGUGUCCACUCAUUGUCAGAAGUUAUAAAAUAUGGUUCACAGGCAUGCUAACACCUACUGUAUACAUCUGCCCAGAUCUGCAUACACACAUGAACAUUGCCUUAUCACUCAUUACUUACACUGUGAUGUUGUUUUAUGUAUUGUAUGUUUAAUGUGUUGCUUCCAUGUAAAUAACUGCAUCAGCUUGUAUUUUGCUGCUUGGCAUGUCGGUAAAGGAUUGUGGGAUAUUGAGUAUGGUAGAAUUACUCAUGGGAGCUCCCGUUGUUAACCAGAAGAACCUCUUUCUCUCUCUCUCUCUCUCGCUCUCUCUCUCUUCCUCUGAGGAGUGUGUGUAAUGAGAAUGCAACACUAGAGGAGGUCAAGUCAAUGACUGUCCACACAUUUCUUUUUAUGACCAACAAGGAUUAUCGUGAGAUGGUGUUAUGAUGUUAUCCUGUGAUAUAUACAGUGGGAUCCAAAAUGACUGGCACCCCUUACUGGAAAUCCACAAACAAUACUUAAAAUAUAUAAACAAUAUAAUUAUAGAGAUAAACUCAAAGUACCAACAUGUGAAAAAUACUGUACUUUAUUAAUGUUUCAAUGGAACCCACCAAAAGAAUUUAUUGAUUUAAUUAAAAAUCAAUGUCCUCCAAAUCAAGGUUUCACAAUUAUUGGCACCCUUAAAUGUUAUUGUAAAUAACAUCUACCAAAAUUAAACCAGGAAUUAAAUUCCACUUAUUUAAGUUUAUCUAUAUUGAGCCAUUACAUCACUUCCUUUUUCACUAGGGUAUAAAAAAAAGGUAACACGCAUGCAAUAUCUGUUACGGCUGUUUGAAUGAGCGGACCAAGAUGCAGCGUUUUCGUAGUUCCACAUGUUUUAUUUAAAUCAGUGAAACCGAAUGCAACAAUUAACCCUUUAAGUAAAUACAAAACAACAAACCGUGACGCUGGAGGAACAUAAACCUCCCGAAGAACAAUCACCCACAAACACCUGUGGGACAAACCUAAACUUAAAUAGGACCUCCAAUUAGAGACAACGACAACCUGCUGCCUCUAAUUGGAGGUCAUGCCAAAUAACACCAACA
Molecule: messenger RNA, 7205 nt
Organism: Salmo salar (Atlantic salmon)
Lineage: Eukaryota; Metazoa; Chordata; Actinopteri; Salmoniformes; Salmonidae
Gene: trdn
Product: triadin
Cellular component (GO): membrane; sarcoplasmic reticulum
Molecular function (GO): signaling receptor binding
Source: RefSeq, a predicted model, not a curated record